GGUCCCCACUGCACCAUGGGUCCCCAGGUGCUGGUGCCACUGCUGCUGCUGCUCCUGCCACUGUUCCAGGGGGCAUCACCCAGGCCCCCCAGGCCCCGAUCUCGCCGAGCUGCUCCACUCCCUCCUCCGGCCAAUACCACCAUCUUCUCCCAUGUCUACAACAUCCGCGUACCACCCUGCCCAGCUUGCGGAGACCCCCAGGAAGCGCGGGGGUCGGCAGCCACGGCAGUCCCACUGGGAGAGCCAGGGAUGGGGGAGGCCGAGAAGCAGGUGGUACUGACCCACCGCAUCAACCUGGCCGGCCCGGGCUGUGGCUGUGAGGCUGACACCACUGCCCUGAGGGACGUCCUCGCCCGGCUUCGUGUCCUUGAGGCCCAGGUCCGGUCCCUGCGAGACCAGUGCAGCCCAACUGCUGCUGCCACUACCCAAGCUGGCACAGGCCAGACGGACACGCGGAGCCUGUGCAGCCAGCACGGCACUUUCGACCUGGCGGCCUGUGGCUGUGUGUGCGAGAAGGGCUGGGGUGGCCCCACAUGUGCUGAGCCCCAGUGCCCAGGUGGUUGUGGCCCAGGCGGGGUCUGUGUGGAUGGGCACUGCCAGGCCCCCACCUGCCCUGAUGACUGCAACGACCAGGGCCGAUGCCUAGGCGGUCGCUGUGUCUGCUUCGAGGGCUACUCAGGCCCUGCCUGUGAGACUCCCUCCUGCCCCCAGGGCUGCCGGGCCCGCGGGCGCUGCGUGGCUGGGCGCUGUGUCUGCCAUCCUGGCUACAGUGGCCCCGACUGUGGGACCCGGGCCUGCCCCGGGGACUGUUGGGGCCGCGGUGAGUGCCGCCAAGGCCGGUGUCACUGCCGCCCGGGCUUCGCCGGCGAGGACUGCGCCCUAGAGAUCCCUUCUGUGGAUGUGCGCGUGGUGAGCAGGGAGGAGACGAGCUUCCGGCUGGAGUGGCGUCGCCCCGAGACUCCCGUGGAUGGCUAUGAGAUUCGCCUUGUCCCUACGGACAACCCCCAGGGGGUGUCCUUGCUCCGGCUGCCCAGCUCGACCACGGUCUUCGCGCCCUCAGGGCUGGUGCCAGGGCAGGAGUUCAGCGUCAUGGUCCAGGCCCUGCGGGACCAGCACCUUGGUCCCCCCACCACCCUAACUGUCAGCACCCGCAUCGAUGCACCCCAUGGCCUGCGCCCCACAGGUACCACCCCCACCUCGCUGAGCCUCCGCUGGGAACCCCCGGCUGCUGCUCCUGAGCGCUACACCCUGCAGUACACCCCUGUCAACCGCGUGGGUAAGGGCCCCCCCAGCCAUCUGGACCUGCCCCCCGACCGCCGGCAUGUCACCCUGAGUGGCCUGGAGAGUGACACCCGCUACCGCAUCACCCUGAAGGCCCAUCGGGACCGCGAGGCCAGCCCACCUGCUAUCAUCACCGCUGCCACCGCUCCAGAGUCAUCCAGUCCUGAGGAGCCCACAGCUCCCCCAGUGCCCAGCACAACCUCUCCCAGCCAGGAAGAAUCCUAUUCCCCGAGGGACCUGGCUGUGACGGACGUUACUGCUGACCGGUUCCGUGUCACCUGGACAGCCACCUCCAACAUCUUCCAGCGCUUCCUGCUGCGGUACCGCGACACCAGCUCCAGGGCCCCCCCAGGGGAGAUCCAGGUGCCUGGGGGGCAGCAGAGCGUGGUCGUCACUCAACUGAGCCCAGGCACUGAGUAUGAGCUGGAACUGUGGGGAGAGGGGCCUGGGGGGACCCUAUCUGAGCCCACCAUCACCAGGGCUAUGACAGCACCAGCCGACCACCCAGCCCAGCCCAGCCUGGGGGAGCUCUCAGCCUCCGACAUCACCCACAACUCCGUCCGCCUCUCCUGGACUGUCCCACAGGGGCAGUUUGACUCCUUCAUCAUCCAGUACAGGGACACAGAUGGGAAGCCCCAGGCCCUACCUGUAGACAGAGGAUCCCGAGAGGUCACCGUCCCCAGCCUAGUGCCCUCCCGACGAUACAAAUUCCACCUCUAUGGUAUCUCUGGGCAGAAACGCACUGGCCCCAUCUCCACGGAUGUCAUCACAGCCCCUGCACCCCGGCGGGAAGAGGAACACCCAGCCCAGCCCAGCCUGGGGGAGCUCUCAGCUUCUGACAUCACCCACAACUCCGUCCACCUGUCCUGGACCAUCCCACAGGGGCAGUUUGACUCCUUCACCAUCCAAUACAAGGACACAGAAGGGAAGAUGCAGGCCCUGCCUGUGGAUGGGGGAUCCCGCAGUGUCACCAUUCCCAACCUGGUACCCUCCCGACGAUAUAAGUUCAAUCUCUAUGGCAUUUCUGGGCGGAAGCGUCAUGGCCCCAUCUCCACAGAUGCUGUCACAGCCCGGGCACCACGGGAAGAGAAACCCUCCACUCAGCCCAGCCUGGGGGAGCUCUCAGCCUCCGACAUCACCCACGACUCUGUCCGCCUCUCCUGGACCAUCCCACAGGGCCAGUUUGACUCCUUCACCAUCCAGUACAAGGAUGUGGCAGGGAAAACGCAGGCUCUGCCCAUGGAUGGGGGAUCCCGCACAGUCACUGUCCCCAACCUGACACCCUCCCACCAAUACAAGUUCAACCUCUAUGGUGUCUCUGGCCGGAAGCGUCACGGCCCUGUCUCCACUGACAUUGUCACAGCCUCUGCCCUGCAGGAGACAGAAGAGGCCACAGUGGCCCCAGCCCAGCCCAGCCUGGGGGAGCUCUCAGCCUCCAACGUCACCCAUGACUCUGUCCGCCUCUCCUGGACUGUCCCACAGGGGGAAUUUAAUUCCUUCACCAUCCAGUACAGAGACAGGGAGGGGAAGCCCCAGGCCCUGCCUGUGGAUGGGGGAUCCCACACGGUCACUGUCCUCGACCUGACACCCUCCCAACGAUACAAGUUCAACCUCUAUGGCAUCUCUGGGCAGAAGCGCCGUGGCCCUGUAUCCACUGAUGUCAUCACAGCCCCGGCACCACAGGAGUACAUCACACCCCAGCUCCACCUAGGAGCACUGACAGCGGACAAUGUGGGCCCACGCUCCCUGGACCUCUCCUGGACCGUGGAAGAGGGCACCUUCGACUCCUUCAUCAUCCACUACCGGGAUGCAGCAGGCCAAGCCCAGGCACUGCCUGUGGAUGGAGUCCUGCGCUCCCUGCACCUCCAUGAUCUGACACCCUCCCACCAAUACCGUUUCAACCUCUAUGGCAUCUCUGGCCGGAAGCGGCUUGGCCCCAUCUCCACCAAUGCCAUCACAGCAGCACCCCAGGAGGGGGAGCCCUUGACCCAGCCCCGCCUAGGAGACCUCUCCUACUAUGAUGCCACCCACAACUCCGUCCUGCUCUCCUGGACCAUCCAGGAGGGGGAGUUUAACUCCUUCCUGAUUGAGUACCAGGAUGCCGCCGGCCAACUACAGUCCCUGCCUGCGGAUGGAACCCACCGCUCCAUCCGGGUCGGCCACUUGGUACCUUCUCACAGAUACAUAUUCCACCUCUAUGGCAUCUCUGCCCAGCAGCGCUUUGGCCCCGUCUCCACCGAUCUGGUCACAGCCCCAGAGUCAUGGAAGGAGAAGCCCCACCUGGGAGAGCUCUCAGUCUCUGACAUUACCCCAGAUUCUCUCCGCCUGUCCUGGAUGGUCCAGUCUGGAAGUUUUGACUCUUUCCUGGUCCAGUACAAGGACGCAGAAGGUCGACCCCAGACACUGACAGUGGAUGGAGGAUCCCGUACAGUCACCAUCUCCAACCUGGUGCCCUACCGCAAAUACAAGUUCAACCUCUAUGGUGUCGCCAGCCGAAAGCGCCAUGGCCCUGUCUCCACCGAUGCUGUCACAGCCUCAGCACUGCAGGAGGAAGAGGAGGAAGAGACAACAGUAGCCCCAGCCCAGCCCAGCCUGGGGGAGCUCUCAGCCUCUGAUGUCACCCACGACUCCGUCCGCCUCUCCUGGACUGUCCCACAGGGGGAGUUCAACUCCUUCACCAUCCAGUACAGGGACAUGGAGGGGAAGCUCCAGGCCCUGCCCAUGGGUGGAAAACAGCGUACAGUCUCCAUCCCCAGCUUGGCACCUUCCCAGGGAUACAGGUUCAAGCUCUAUGGCACCUCUGGGAAGAAGCGCCACGGCCCCAUCUCCACUGAUAUUAUCACAGCCCCAGCCCCUCAGGAAGAAGAGGAGGUAGUGACAGUAGCCCCAGCCCAGCCCAGCCUGGGGGAGCUCACGGCCUCUGACAUCACCCACGACUCCGUCCGCCUCUCCUGGACCGUCCCACAAGGGCAGUUCGACUCCUUCACAGUCCAGUACAAGGAUGUGGAGGGGAAGACCCAGGCCCUCCCCAUUGAUGGGGGAACCCACACUGUCACCAUGCUCAACCUGGCACCCUCCCAACGAUACAAGUUCAACCUCUACGGCAUCUCUGGGAGAAAGCGACAUGGCCCCAUCUCCACAGGUGCCCUCACAGCCUCAGUCCUACAGGAGGAAGACAAGAAAGAACCCACGGUAGCCCCAGCCCAGCCCAGCCUGGGGGAGCUCUCAGCCUCCGACAUCACCCACGACUCCGUCCGCCUCUCCUGGACUGUCCCCCAGGGGCAGUUUGACUCCUUCACUGUCCAGUACAAGGACAUGGAGGGGAAGACCCAGGCCCUGCCCAUGGAUGGAGGAUCCCGCAUGGUCACUGUCCCCAACCUGGUGCCAUCCCGACGAUACAGGUUCAACCUCUACGGUGUCUCUGGGAGGAAGCGUCAUGGCCCCAUCUCCACUGAGGCCACCACAGCCUCAGUCCCACAGGAAGAAGAAACCACAGUAGCCCCAGCCCAGCCCAGCCUGGGGGAGCUCUCAGCCUCCGACAUCACCCACGACUCCGUCCGCCUCUCCUGGACUGUCCCACAGGGGCAGUUUGACUCCUUCACUGUCCAGUACAAGAACGUGGAAGGGAAGACCCAGGCCCUGCCCGUGGAUGGAGGAUCUCACACGGUCACUGUCCCCAACCUGGCACCCUCCCGACGAUACAAAUUCAAUGUCUAUGGAGUCUCUGGGAAGAAGCGCCAUGGUCCCAUCUCCACUGAGGCCACCACAGCCUUAGCCCCACAGGAGGAAGAGGAGGAAGAACCCACGGUAGCCCCAGCCCAGCCCAGCCUGGGGGAGCUCUCAGCCUCUGAUAUCACCCAUGACUCCGUCCACCUCUCCUGGACCAUCCUACAGGGGCAUUUUGAUUCCUUCACUGUCCAGUACAAGGACAUGGAGGGGAAGACCAAGGCCCUGCCCGUGGAUGGAGGAUCUCACACGGUCACUGUCCCCAACCUGGCACCCUCUCGACGAUACAAAUUCAAUCUCUAUGGAGUCUCUGGGAAGAAGCGCCAUGGUCCCAUCUCCACUGAGGCCACCACAGCCUCAGUCCUACAGGAGGAAAAGGAGGAAAAACCCACGGUAGCCCCAGCCCAGCCCAGCCUGGGGGAGCUCACGGCCUCUGACAUCACCCACGACUCCAUCCGCCUCUCCUGGACCGUCCCACAGGGGCAGUUUGACUCCUUCACUGUCCAGUACAAGGAUGUGGAGGGGAAAACCCAGGCCCUGCCAGUGGAUGGGGGAUCCCGGACAGUGACUGUCCCCAGUCUGGUGCCUUCCAGACGAUACAAGUUCAACCUCUACGGUGUCUCUGGGAGGAAGCGUCAUGGCCCCAUCUCCACUGAGGCCACAACAGCCUCAGCCCCACAGGAGGAAGAACCCACGGUAGCCCCAGCCCAGCCCAGCCUGGGGGAGCUCUCAGCCUCUGAUAUCACCCACGACUCCGUCCGCCUCUCCUGGACCGUCCCACAGGGGCAGUUUGACUCCUUCACUGUCCAGUACAAGGAUGCAGAGGGGACGAUCCAGGCCCUGCCCGUGGAUGGAGGAUCCCACACAGUCACCAUACCCAACCUGGCACCCGCCCAACAAUACAAGUUCAACCUCUAUGGAGUGUUUGGGAAGAAGCGCCAUGGCCCCAUCUCCACUGAGGCCACCACAGCCUCAGCCCCCCAGGAGGAAAAAGUGGAAGCACCCACAGUAACCCCAGCGCAGCCCAGCCUGGGGGAACUCUCAGCUUCCGAUGUCACCCAUGACUCUGUCCACCUCAUCUGGACGGUCCCACAGGGGCAAUUUGACUCCUUCACUGUCCACUACAAGGAUGUGGAUGGGAAAACUCAGACCUUGCCCAUGGAUGGGGGAUCCCGCACGGUCACUGUCUCUAACCUCGUGCCCUCCCGACGAUACAAGUUCAACCUCUAUGGUGUCUCCGGGAGGAAGCGUCACGGCCCCAUCUCCACUGAGACCACCACAGUCUCAGCCACACAGGGGAAAGAGGAGGAAGAGGAGGAAGAACCCACGGUAGCCCCAGCCCAGCCCAGCCUGGGGCAGCUCUCGGUCUCCAACAUCUCCCAUGACUCCGUCCGCCUCUCCUGGACCGUUCUACAGGGGCAGUUUGACUCCUUCACUGUCCAGUACAAGGACAUAGGGGGGAAGACCCAGGCCGUACCCGUGGAUGGGGGAUCCCGCACAGUCCCCAUCCCCAACCUGGUGCCAUCCCAACGAUACAAGUUCAACCUCUACGGUGUUUUUGGGAGGAAGCGCCAUGGCCCCAUCUCCCUUGAGGCCACCACAGCCUCAGUCCUACAGGAGGAAGAGGAAGAAGAACCCACGGUAGCCCCAGCCCAGCCCAGCCUGGGGGAGCUCACGGCCUCUGACAUCACCCACAACUCAGUCCACCUCUCCUGGACCGUCCCGCAGGGGCAGUUUGACUCCUUCACUGUCCAGUACAAGGAUGCAGAUGGGAAGACCCAGGUCCUACCCAUGGAUGGAGGAUCCCGCACGGUUACCAUACCCAACCUGGUGCCCUCCCAACGAUACAAGUUCAACCUCUAUGGUGUCUUCAAGAGGAAGCGUCAUGGUCCCAUCUCUACUGAGGCCACCACAGCCUCACCCCCACAGGAGGAAGAGGAGGAAGAGGAGGAAGAACCCACGGUAGCCCCAGCCCAGCCCAGUCUGGGAGAGCUCUCAGCCUCCGACAUCACCCACGACUCCGUCCGCCUCUCGUGGACCAUCCCACAGGGGCAGUUUGACUCCUUCACCGUCCAGUACAAGGACGUGAAGGGGAAGACACAGGUCCUGCCCGUGGAUGGGUCAUUCCGCACCGUCACCGCCCCCAACCUAGCACCCACCCGACGUUACAAAUUCAAUCUCUAUGGAGUCUCCGGGAAGAAGCGCCAUGGCCCCAUCUCCACUGAGGCCACCACAGCCUCAGCCCCACAGGAGGAAGAGAAGGAAGGACCCACGGUAGCCCCAGCCCAGCCCAGCCUGGGGGAGCUCUCAGCCUCUGAUAUCACCCAUGACUCUGUCCGCCUCUCCUGGACCAUCCCACAGGGGCAGUUUGAUUCCUUCACUGUCCAGUACAAGGAUGUGGAGGGAAAAACCAAGGCCCUGCCUAUAGGUGGGGGAACCCAUACGGUCACCAUCCUCAACCUGGUGCCCUCUCAACGAUACAUUUUCAACCUCUAUGGAGUCUCUGGGAGGAAACGUCAUGGCCCCGUCUCCACUAAUGCCAUCACAGCCUCAGCCCCACAGGAGGAAGAGAAGGAAGGACCCACGGUAGCCCCGGCCCAGCCCAGCCUGGGGGAGCUCUCAGCCUCCGACAUCACCCACGACUCCGUCCGCCUCUCCUGGACUGUCCCGCAGGGGGAAUUUGACUCCUUCACUGUCCAGUACAAAGAUGUAGAGGGAAAGCCCCAGGCCCUGCCUGUGGGUGGUGGAUCACGUGUGGUCACCAUUCCUGGCCUGGCACCUUCCCAUAGAUACAGGUUCAACCUCUACGGCAUCUCUGGGCAGAAGCGCCAAGGCCCUGUCUUCACCAACACCAUCACAGCUGCAGCCCCACAGAAGGAGGAGGAAGAGGAGGAACCAACGGUAGCCCUGGCCCAGCCCAGCCUGGGGGAGCUCUCAGCUUCUGAUGUCACCCAUGAGUCCAUCCGCCUCUCCUGGACUGUCCCACAAGGGGAGUUUGACUCCUUCAUUGUUCAGUACAAGGAUGUAAAGGGGAAGCUCCAGGCCCUGCCCGUGGACGGGACAUCCCGCACGGUCAUCGUCCCCAGUCUGGUGUCCUCCCAACGAUACAAGUUCCACCUCUACGGAGUCUCUGGUCGGAAGCGCCAUGGGCCCAUCUCCACCGAUGCCGUCACAGCCUCAGGACCAGAGGCAGAGGAAGUCCAGGCCCAGCCCAGCCUGGGGGAGCUCUCAGUCUCUGAUGUGACUCCAGAUUCUCUCCGCCUCUCAUGGACCAUCCAGGCUGGGAACUUCAACUCCUUCCUCGUCCAGUACAAAGAUGCAGAUGGCCAGUCCCAGACAAUGACAGUGGAUGGGGGUUCCCGCAUGGUCACUGUCUCCAACCUGCUGCCUUCUCACAGAUACAAGUUCAACAUUUAUGGCAUCUCUGGGCGGAAGCGUCUUGGCCCCAUCUCCACCACUGCUGCCACAGCCUCUGAUCAAGAGGAGGAGGAAGAGGAAGAGGAGGAGGGGGAAAAAGAACCAACAGCUGCCCCAACCCAACCCAGCCUGGGGGUGCUCUCGGCCUCUGAUGUCACUCACGACUCUGUCCACCUCGCCUGGACCGUCCCCCACGGGGACUUUGAUUCCUUCACUGUUCAGUACAAGGAUGCAGAGGAGAAGCCCCAGGCCCUGCCUGUGGAUGGGGGAACCCACACAAUCACCAUCCUCAAUUUGACACCUUCCCAUAGAUACAAGUUCCACCUCUAUGGCAUCUCUGGGCAGAAGCGCCUUGGCCCCAUCUCCACUGACACUGUCACAGCACCAGCUCCACAGAAGGAAAAGGAGGAGUCACCAAUAGCCCCAGCCCAGCCCAGCCUGGGGGAGCUGUCAGCCUCUGACAUCACCCAUGACUCCGUCCGCCUCUCCUGGACUGUCCCACAGGGAGAGUUUGAUUCCUUCUCCAUCCAGUACAGGGACACAGAAGGGAAACCCCAGGCCUUGCCUGUUAGAGGGGGAUCCCGCACAGUCACUAUCCCUGGCCUGGCACCCUCUCGACGAUACAAGUUCAACCUCUACGGCAACUCUGGGAGGAAGCGCCAUGGCCCCAUCUCCACUGAUGCCAUCACAGCCCCAGCACCACAGGCGAAGGAUAAAACCCCAGCCCAGCCCAGCUUGGGGGAGCUCUGGGCCUCUGACGUGACCCAUUACUCCGUCCGCCUCUCCUGGACCGUUCCACAAGGAGAUUUUGAUUCCUUCAGCAUCCAAUACAGGGACACAGAUGGGAAGCCCCAGGCUCUGCCCCUGGAUGGGGGAUCCCGUACAGUCACAGUCCCUGACCUAGUGCCCUCCCACAGAUACAAGUUCAACCUCUAUGGUGUCUCCGGGCACAAACGCCAUGGCCCUGUCUCCACCGAUGUCCUCACAGCCACAGCCCCACAGGAGGAAGAAGAGGAGGCGCCAACAGUGGCCCCGGCCCGGCCCAGCCUGGGAGUGCUCUCAGCCUCCAACAUCACCCAUGACUCCGUGGGCCUCUCCUGGACUGUCCCAGAGGGGGAAUUUGACUCCUUCAUCAUCCAGUACCGAGACACAGAGGGGAAGCCCCAGGCCCUGCCUGUGGACGGGAGGUCACGCACGGCCACUGUCCCUGGCCUGCUGCCUUCCCGACAAUACAAGUUUAACCUCUACGGCAUCUCUGGGCCAAAGCGCCUCGGCCCUAUCUCCACUGAGGCCAUCACAGCCCCAGCACCACAAGAGGAGGAGCCCCAAGUCCAGCCUACCCUGGGGGAGCUCUCAGCUUCCAAUGUCACCCAUGACUCCAUCCACCUCUCCUGGACCAUCGCACAAGGGGAGUUUGACUCUUUCUCUAUCCAGUACAAAGACACUGAGGGGAAGCCCCAGGCCCUGCCUAUGGACGGGGGAUCCCGUACAGUCACCAUCCCCAACUUAGCGUCCUCCCAUCGAUAUAAGUUCAACCUCUACGGCAUCUCCGGGCGAGAGCGCCAUGGCCCUAUCUCCACCGAUGCCGUCACAGGCCCAGCACAAGAGGAGGGACCCCAAAUCCAGCCCAGCCUAGGGGAGCUCUUGGUCUCCAACAUCACCCAUGACUCCGUCCAUCUCUCUUGGACCGUCCCACAGGGAGAGUUUGAUUCCUUCACUGUUCAAUACAAGGAUGUGGAGGGGAGGCCCCAGGCCUUGCCUGUAGAUAGGGGAUCCCGCACGGUCAUUGUCCCUGGCCUGGCACCCUCCCGAAGAUAUAAGUUCCACCUCUACGGCAUCUCCGGGCGGAAACGCCAUGGCCCUAUCUCCACCGAUGCUGUCACAGACCAGCUACCACAGGUGGAGGAACCCCCAGCCCAGCCCAGCCUGGGGGAGCUCUCGGCCUCCGACAUCACCCAUGAAUCUGUCCGCCUCUCCUGGACCGUCCCACAGGGAGAGUUUGACUCCUUUAUUGUUCAGUACAAGGACAUUGAGGGGAAGUCCCAGGCCCUGCCUGUGAAUGGAGGAUCCCGCACUGUCACCAUUCCUGGCCUGGCACCAUCUCGGAGAUACAAGUUCCACCUCUAUGGGACCUUUGGCCGAAAGCGCCUUGGCCCCAUCUCCACUGAUGCCACCACAGCCCCAGCGCCGCAGGAGAAGGAUAAAACCCCAACCCAGCCCAGCCUGGGGGAGCUCUCGGUCUCCGACAUCGCCCACGACUCUGUCCGCCUCUCCUGGACCGUUCCCCAGGGGCAGUUUGACUCCUUCACUGUCCAGUACAAGGAUGCAGAGGGGAAGCCCCAGGCCCUGCCCAUGGAUGGGGGAUCCCGCACCAUCACUGUCCCCAACCUGGUGCCUUCCCGCCGAUACAAGUUCCACCUCUACGGCAUCUUCGGGAGGAAGCGCCACGGCCCCGUCUCCACUGACACCGUCACAGCCUCAGCCCCUCAGAAAGAGGAGGAGGUGGUGACAGUAGCCCCAGCCCAGCCCAGCCUGGGGGAGCUCUCAGCCUCCAACAUCACCCAUGACUCUGUCCGCCUCUCCUGGACUGUCUCCCAGGGCGUGUUUGACUCCUUCACUGUCCAGUACAAGGAUGUGGAAGGGAAGCCCCAGGCCCUGCCCGUGGAUGGGGGAUCCCACACAGUCACCAUCCCUGACCUGCAGCCUUCCCGUCGAUACAAGUUCCACCUCUAUGGCAUCUCCGGGCAGAAGCGGCAUGGCCCCAUCUCCAUUGACACCAUCACAGCCUCAGCCCCACAGAAGGAAGAACCAACAGUGGCACCAGCCCAGCCCAGCCUGGGGGAGCUCUCAGUCUCCGACAUCACCCACGACUCUGUCCGCCUCUCCUGGACCAUCCCAGAAGGAGAAUUUGAUUCCUUUAUUGUCCAAUACAAGGAUGCAGAGGGGAAACCCCAGGCCCUGCCUGUGGAUGGGAGGUCCCACACACUCUCUGUCCCCAACCUGGUGUCCUCCAGACGAUAUAAGUUCCACCUCUACGGUGUCUCUGGGCAGAAGCGCCUCGGCCCCAUCUCCACGGAUGCCGUCACAGCCCCAGCACCGAAGGAGAAGGAUAAAACCCCAGCCCAGCCCAGCCUGGGGGAGCUCUCGGUCUCCGACAUCACCCACGACUCCGUCCGCCUCUCCUGGACCGUUCCCCAGGGGCAGUUUGACUCCUUCACCGUCCAGUACAAGGAUGCAGAGGGGAAGCCCCAGGCCCUGCCCGUGGAUGGGGGAUCCCGCACCAUCACUGUCCCCAACCUGGUGCCUUCCCGCCGAUACAAGUUCCACCUCUACGGCAUCUUCGGGAGGAAGCGCCACGGCCCCGUCUCCACUGACGCCGUCACAGUCUCAGCCCCACAACAGGAGAAGCAGGAAGCCACGGUAGCCCCAAUUCAGCUCAGCCUGGGGGAUCUCUCAGCCUCUGACAUCACCCACGACUCCGUCCGCCUCUCCUGGACCAUCCAGGAGGGAGAGUUUGAUUCUUUUAUUGUCCAGUACAACAACGCAGAGGGGAAGCCCCAGACCCUGCCUGUGGAGGGGACAUCCCACACGGUCACCGUCCCUGAUUUGGCACCUUCCCACCGAUAUGAGUUCCAGCUCUAUGGCAUCUCUGGGCAGCAGCACCUCGGCCCCAUCUCCACUGAUGCCGUAACAGCCUCAGCCCCACAGAAGGAGGAAAAGGAGAAAGAACCAACGGCAGCCCCAGCCCAGCCCAGCCUGGGGGAGCUCUCAGCCUCCAACAUCACCCACGACUCUGUCCGCCUCUCCUGGACCAUCCCACAGGGGCAGUUUGACUCCUUCACCGUCCAGUACAGAGACACGGAGGGGAAGCCCCAAGCCCUGCCCGUGGAUGGGGGAUCCCGUACAGCCACCGUCCCUGGCCUGGUGCCUUCUCGCCGAUACAAGUUCCAUCUCUAUGGCAUUUCCGGGCAGAAGCGCCUUGGCCCUGUCUCCACUGAGGCUGUCACAGCCCCAUCACGGGAGACAGACCUUCAGACUCCACCUCGCCUGGGGGAGCUCUCGGCAUCCGACGUCACCCACGACUCCAUCCUGCUCACCUGGACCGUCCUAGAGGGCACCUUUGACUCCUUUAUCAUCCAUUACCGAGAUGCAUCAGGCAAACCCCAGGCCCUGCCUGUGGGUGGGGCCCACCGCUCCUUCCGUGUCCCAAGUCUGGCCCCCUCCCAGCGGUACAAGUUUAACCUCUAUGGCAUCUCUGGAAGGAAGCGCAUUGGCCCCAUAUCCACUGAUGCCAACACAGUCCCAGCACCACGGGAGGAGACAACAGCAGCCCCGGCCCAGCCCAGCCUGGGGGAGCUCUCGGCCUCUGACAUCACCCACGACUCCGUCCGCCUCUCCUGGACCGUCCCAGAGGGGGAAUUUGACUCCUUCACCAUCCAGUACAAAGACGCGAAGGGGAAGCCCCAGGCCCUGCCUGUGGAUGGGGGGUCCCGGGCGGUCACAGUGCCCAGCCUGACACCCUCCCGACGAUACAAGUUCCAUCUCUACGGUGUCUCAGGGCGGAAGCGCCUUGGCCCCAUCUCCACCGAGGCUGUCACAGCCCCGGUUCCACAAGGAGAAAUCGUGACCCGGCUCAGGCUGGGGCAGCUGGUUACAGACAACAUCACCCAUGACUCCCUGGACCUUGCCUGGACUCUGGAAGAGGGUGACUUUGACUCCUUCAUUGUCCACUACCGGGAUGCAGCAGGAGAACCGCAGGCCCUGCCUGUGGAUGGGGCCCAGCGUUCCCUCCAUGUCCCCAACCUGGCACCCUCCCGACGGUACAAAUUCAACCUCUACGGUGUCUCUGGGCGGAAGCGCCUGGGCCCACUCUCAACCGAUGCCAUCACAGCCCAGGCACCACGGGAGAAGGAACCCCCAGCCCAGCCCAGCCUGGGGGAGCUCUCAGCCUCCAACAUCACCCACAACUCCGUCCGCCUCUCCUGGACCAUCCCGCAGGGGGAGUUUGAUUCCUUCACCGUCCAGUACAAGGACGUGGAAGGGAAACCCCAGGUCUUGCCCCUGGACGGGGGAUCUCGCACAGUCACUGUUCCAGGCCUGGCAUCCUCCCGGCGAUACAAAUUCCACCUCUAUGGCAUCUCUGGGCGGAAGCGCCACGGCCCCGUCUCCACUGAUGUUGUCACAGCCAUCGCCACGAAGCAAGCGCAGCUGAUGGAGGAGGAGAAAGAAAAGGAGGAGGAAGGCAGGCAGCCGGGGCUCCAGCUGGGGGACCUGGCAGUCUCAGAAGUCACCAAGGACUCGGUGCGGCUCUCCUGGACCGUGCGGGAAGGCACCUUUGACUCCUUCCUCGUCCAGUACGAGGAUGCCGAGGGGAGGCCCCAGGCCCUGCCCCUGGACGCGGGGACCCUCACAGCUGUUGUCUCCGACCUGGUGCCCUCCCACCGGUACCAGUUCCACCUCUAUGGCAUCUCAGGGCAGAAGCCCCAUGGCCCCGUCUCCACCGAUGCGGUCACAGCCUUCCCAGAGGCCCAGAGCGAGCCCCCGGCCCAGCUGAGCCAGCUGGCGGUGUCGGAGAUGCUGCCCACCUCAGUGCGCCUGAGCUGGGACGCGCCUGCCGGAGAGUUUGACACCUUCCUCAUCCAGUACCGGGACACAAGGCCCGGAGGAAGGCUGGGGCCAGUGCAGGAAGCAGAGGUGCCGGGGGGGCAGCGCUCAGCCGUGCUGCGGGGGUUGCAGCCUAGCACCCAUUACAGCCUCACCCUCCACGGCAUCAAGGGCAGGGAGCGGGCGGCCAGCCUCAGCGGCACGGCGCGGACCUCCAGCCUCGAGCUGGGCAGCCCCCGUGACCUGCGCUUCAGCGACAUCCAGGAGACCUCGGUGGGCGUGAGCUGGGGGCCGCCGUCUUCCCGCCCUGACCGCUACAAGGUGUCCUACCAGCUGACUGACGGUGGGGAGCCACAGAGCAUAGUGCUGCAGGGGACCCAGCUGGAGACCACGCUGCGGGGGCUGGCACCAGGCUCCAGCUAUGAGGUCAGCGUGAUGUCGAUGCGUGGCUUCGAAGAGAGCGAACCCCUCAUCGGCUAUGUUACCACAGCCCCCGACGGCCCCUCGGACCUGCGUGCUAUCAACAUCACAGAUUCGUCGGCCAUGCUCAGCUGGCGCCCCCCCCAGGCCAAGGUCGACAGCUAUGCGCUGAACUACGGGCCCCCCCAGGGCCCCGCGAUCACUGAGCGGGUCCCUGGGGAUCAGACCCAGCACCCGCUCCAGGGGCUUCAAGUGGACACGGAGUAUCAGGUCAGCAUCAGCGGAGAGACAGGCAGCAACCGCAGCAUCCCAGCCAGUGCCGCCUUCAGCACCGGGUCAGAUGCCCCCCGCGACCUCCGAGCCAUAGCCGUGACCUCCCGCAGCGCCCAUCUAGUCUGGACCCCACCCCACAACCCCCCUGAUGGCUACCUGCUAGUCUAUGAGGGCCCCUCUGGCAUCACACAGGAGGUGCCCCUGGCUGCAACUGCUGCCUCCCACGAGCUGCAGGACCUGGACCCAUCCAGCCGGUACCGUGUGCAAGUGCAGGUGCUGCGGGGAGGUACUCCUGGUGCCCCCAUCACCACUUCCUUCACCACCGGGCGCCUGAUGUACCCAUUCCCCCGGGACUGCGCUGAGGAGCUGCUGAAUGGGCCAAGCCAGUCGCGGGAGAUGACCGUGUAUGUGGGCGGUGCACGGGACCAACCCCUGAGGGUCUACUGCGACAUGGACACAGAUGGCGGUGGCUGGUUGGUGUUUCAGCGGCGCAUGAACGGGAAAACCGACUUCUGGCGUGACUGGCAGGACUACGUCCAGGGCUUUGGCGACCUCUCCCGCGAGUUCUGGCUGGGUAAUGAUGCACUACAUGCACUGACCUCGGCCGGUGACUAUGAGCUGCGAGUGGACCUGCGGGCAGGGGCCGAGGCCGCCCACGCCAUCUACAGCCACUUCCGCGUGGACCCCCCCAGCGAGCACUACCGCCUGCAUCUGGGGUCCUACCGUGGUACCGCUGGCGAUGCCAUGAGCUACCACUCGGGCAGCGUGUUCUCGACGCGGGACCACGACCCCAACCGCCUCAUCAUCUCGUGCGCCGUCUCCUACCGCGGGGCCUGGUGGUACCACAACUGCCACUUUGCCAACCUCAAUGGCAUGUACGGCAACAACAAGGACCAACAGGGAAUUAACUGGUACAACUGGAAAGGCUUUGAGUUCUCCAUCCCCUUCACUGAGAUGAAGAUCCGGCCCCGGCGCAGCUGAGCAGGGCCCGGAUGGAUGGACGGACAGACCCAUGGACAGACAGACAGAGGCCUCCAUGGACAUCUCCCCCAACCAGGAGACCCUCCCAGAUCCACCUCCUUGGGGGAUGGAGCCCAGGCAUCGUGGCAGCACCCCACAGGGUCCCAGCACUGCCAGGGGGAGGUCUCUGGGGGCACCCCAAAAAAACCCAGAAGGGGCAGACAGCAGCUUUACUAGGGGGGCAGCAGGGGAUGCCAGGCCAAAUGGGGCCUGGGGGAGUGGGCAGAGUUAAGAGGAAGGGGGCAGGGCUUUGGC
This is a messenger RNA of Alligator mississippiensis (American alligator), 15996 nucleotides long. RefSeq names its product tenascin XB (gene TNXB). Gene Ontology annotation, molecular function: protein binding. The transcript is spliced from 58 exons. The record is from RefSeq and is a predicted model, not a curated record. Bases 16 to 15702 code for a protein of 5228 amino acids. Lineage: Eukaryota; Metazoa; Chordata; Crocodylia; Alligatoridae.